AUGGUUGCUAAUGAUCGUCCUUCCCAGUAUAAGCAAUCCUCACGUAAAGGUAAGAAGGCAUGGAGGAAAAAUAUCGACUUAACUGAUAUCGAGACAUCCAUUAAAACCAGUACGGAACAUGAAAUCACUCAUGGUAGUUCUAAUAUUACUGAAUUACCGUCAGCUGCUCUGUUUCAAGUUGAUGUUAAAGGAGAUGAGGCUUUAAAAAGUAAAUUAAUCAAGAGGAAGCAAAUUGCGAAAACUGUUAAGUCAGCUGAGAUCCUGGCAGCUAUCAAAGAUGCUUCUAAAGUACCUGCUUUGUGUCAUCCCAAGAGUUCAGGUAAGAAGCAUGCAAAGAUUCAAGGUGUGUCGAAGAAGGAAGUCAGUAGGUUGAUGGCUCUAGCUGGCAGAGGACUUGGUGAAUCUAAAUCUAAAGCCCAGGUUUCAAAAGAGGGUUUAAUCAAGUCAAAAGGGUUUGAUCUAUGGGGAAAGGAUAAUAAUGAAGUCAAGCUUCCCUCAGGAAUUAAGUUAAAUAGUGCGAACGGGAAGAUUCCUGAGCCACUCCUGGAGAAAUCUAGUACUGGUUGGUCUGUGGCCACAGUAGCCCCAGACACCAUCAAGCGUGCCCCUGUUAAUGUCAAGGAGAUUAACGAUAUGCCACAUGCUGGAAAAUCAUACAAUCCAGAUCAGGAACAUUGGGAGCAAUUGAUAAAGGCAGAGUACGAAGUCGAGAAAGUUAAUGAAAACAGAAGAGUGCAAUUAGAAGAAUAUAAGCGGAAAAUCAAGCAUCUAAUGGAAACUCUGGACGACAACGAAGAGGAGUCUGAUGAGGAAGAUGAGUCAGAGCCGGAGAAUACAGUCUCAGAUGAUGAGGAAGUGGGCGACAACGUUAAACUUUCUGUUAAUGCUGCCGUGAAGAAUAAGAAGAAGACUAAAUAUCAAAGGAAUAAGCAAAAGAGACACGAGGAAAAGGUAAAACUACAACAAGAGUUAAAGAGACUCAAGGUUCAAUUACAUCAAUUAGAAAAAUUUGAAGAUAUUGAAAUUGAAGCGACUAAACAGGUCCAAAAACAAGUUCAAACAGGUAGUAAGACUAGCAGGAAAGUAAGUAAGAAUCCUAAAUUAGGAACUAAGCAUUGCGUUAAGGACAACCAGCUAGAGGUCAAAUUUUCUGAUGAAUUAUCAGAUUCUCUGAGGAAACUAAGACCAGAGGGUAAUCUUUUAUAUGAUAAUAUGAGAAAGUUACAAGGUUCUGGUAAGAUUGAGACCAGAGUCCCUGUUAGGAAAGGAAGAAAGUACAAGAAGAAGAUUACAGAAAAGUGGAGAUAUAAGGAUUUUAAAUGA
Eremothecium cymbalariae DBVPG#7215 is the source of this 1323-nucleotide messenger RNA. It is a transcript of the gene NOP53, whose product is annotated as Nop53p. Gene Ontology annotation, biological process: rRNA processing; ribosomal large subunit assembly. Lineage: Eukaryota; Fungi; Ascomycota; Saccharomycetes; Saccharomycetales; Saccharomycetaceae. The record is from RefSeq and is a predicted model, not a curated record. The coding region runs from base 1 to 1323 and encodes 440 amino acids. The transcript has a single exon. Gene Ontology annotation, molecular function: 5S rRNA binding. Gene Ontology annotation, cellular component: nucleolus.